Molecule: messenger RNA, 1113 nt
Organism: Planococcus citri (citrus mealybug)
Lineage: Eukaryota; Metazoa; Arthropoda; Insecta; Hemiptera; Pseudococcidae
Product: proteasome subunit alpha type-6-like
Exons: 7
Coding region: 163-903 (246 amino acids)
Biological process (GO): ubiquitin-dependent protein catabolic process; proteasomal protein catabolic process
Cellular component (GO): nucleus; proteasome core complex, alpha-subunit complex; cytosol
Source: RefSeq, a predicted model, not a curated record
AGUAAUGAUCCGAUGAUCCGAAUCUUGUUGCGGAGAAGAAACAUUACUCGGCAUUUUUUUCUUUCGCUGUUUGCAAUUAUUUUGUGAUUUGUUUUAAUUUGAUUUUGUAUCAGUUCAAAGUGUAUAGAAUUUUGGUUCAGAGUAAAAUAAAAUUUCCUCAAUAUGUCCAGGGGAAGCAGCGCUGGGUUUGAUCGACUCAUCACUAUUUUCUCUCCUGAAGGAAGAUUGUAUCAAGUUGAAUAUGCCUUUAAAGCUAUCAACAAAGUUGGACUAACAUCUGUAGCUGUCAAAGGAGUAGAUACAGCUGUAGUUGUCACACAAAAGAAAGUUCCUGACAAGUUGCUAGACCCAGACACUGUGUCUCAUUUAUAUCGCCUUACUGAUCGUAUAGGAUGUAUAAUGACUGGAAUGACUGCUGAUAGUAAAUCUCAAGUUCAGCGAGCUCGUUACGAAGCUGCCAACUUCAAAUACAAGAAUGGUUACGAAAUCCCAAUCGAUAUGCUUUGUGCUAGGAUAGCAGAUAUAUCCCAAGUAUACACUCAAAAUGCUGAGAUGAGGCCGUUAGGGUGCAGCAUGAUUUUGAUUGCUUAUGACGAUGAAAAGGGUCCAUUAAUUUACAAAACUGAUCCGGCUGGUUAUUUUUGUUCGUAUCGUGCUAUCGGUGUUGGUGCAAAGCAAACCGAUGUAAAUAGUAUCUUUGAAAAGAAGAUAAAACUGAAACAGGAUUAUACGGCCGAUGAAGCCAUUCAGUUGGCUAUCACUACUCUGUCUGGAGCAUUACGUUCAGAUUUUAAGCCCAGUGAGAUCGAAGUAGGCAUAGUUUCAAAGGAUGAUCCUUUAUUCAAAGUGAUGCCGGAAUCAGAAAUAGAUCGUCACUUAACAGCGAUCGCCGAACGUUUUUAGACAUUGGGUUCAUAUCGUGCGCGUAAUUUUGUUUUUAUGUAUCUACUUGAUUCCAAGUCUACAUUUCUUUAUUAACAGCGAUCGCCGAACGUUUUUAGACAUUGGAUUCAUAUCGUGCGCGUAAUUUUGUUUUCAUGUAUCUACUUGAUUCCAAGUCUACAUUUCUUUAUUUUGGUAUAUAAUUGAAUAAUAAAUUAAUGUUUACGUUUA